Messenger RNA from Closterium sp. Yama58-4, 897 nucleotides. The record is from the annotation of a GenBank genome assembly. Lineage: Eukaryota; Viridiplantae; Streptophyta; Zygnematophyceae; Desmidiales; Closteriaceae.
AUGCCACAUGUCCGGCAACCUGGCAGCGCCAUCCUGGUGUGCGCGUCCACAUCAGCAGCUGAAUCAUCCCCUCUUUUCCUGGGAUUUGAUUUCGGCACGUCCGGGGCACGUGCUGUCGUUAUUGAUGGCAACGCAGCCAAUCUUCUUGACGUCAAGAGAAACGGAGGGUGGCGGGCGGCGUUGUUUGGACUGUUGCGCGACAUUCCCGAGGAGCUGAGGCGGCGAGUGGCGGCAGUGUCGCUGGACGGCACGUCCGCCACCACCAUGGUCGUCAGCCAGUCCACCCGCAAGCCCGUGCCCCAUGAUGUACAACGAGGCGGGCAGCCCAGAGGCCGUGGCUGCCGUGGCAGCAGUGGCGCCGGCCAAUCACACGGCGACAGUUGGCACGUCCACGCUGUGCAAGCUGAUGACGUGGUGGUUGAGGAGGAGGGGGAGGUGGGGGAGAAGGCCCUCCCGUCUGAUUGCAUUGUCGCCUUCCUGGCUGCGAGGGUAACUACCCCCGGGUAUGCCGUCACCUCGCUCGGGUCUACCCUCGCCGUCAAGCUCGUCGUCAGCACUGCACGAAUCGACGAUGCACGUUUCGGCGUAUACAGCCACCGCUUGCCGCCCGGAGAUUCGGCGCCGCCCGGGGUGGAGAACGAGGGGGAGGCGGAGGAGGAAGUGCUGCGGGGGUAUUUCACAGACGAGGAGUUGCGGAAGCUGAGUGCAAAAAUAGACCCGAGUGUAGAGAGCAAACUUGAUUACUACCAACUCACACGACCUGGGGAGGGGUUCCCUGUGUCUGACCCUGACCUGCAGCCUUGCUUGACUCCUCGCCCUGCUGACGACGCUCUCUUCCUACAUGGCAUUCGAGUCCAUAGCCACCAUCGAGGCCAGGGCAUACUCGUUAUUGGCUGA